Oryza sativa Japonica Group (Japanese rice) is the source of this 2141-nucleotide messenger RNA. RefSeq names its product adenine nucleotide transporter BT1, chloroplastic/mitochondrial. Gene Ontology annotation, biological process: transmembrane transport. The record is from RefSeq and is a predicted model, not a curated record. NCBI's taxonomy places the organism in Eukaryota, Viridiplantae, Streptophyta, Magnoliopsida, Poales, Poaceae.
ACUUUCCUGGCCGGCUGCACUGCAGUGACCUCUUCUCACCUCCCACCUCCUCUCUCUCUCUCCCCUUUCCUUUACCCGCCGCCGCCGGCGUCCAAGAAGCGCGGGGGUUGGUAGGGCGGUGACCGGCGGCGAGGUCAAAGGGAUUGCUUGCUGCUAGUGCUGGGCAGGUACAAAAUAGUCGCUUACUCCCAUUCUCUCACUACCUCAAUUCCACCUGCUGCUGCUGCCUGCGACACCGUAUUCCAGAUCACGCCGUGGAAAAAGGUCUCUCAUCUUUCGUUUAUUUCCUUCCCUUUUUUUUUCUUUCCCUCUUAUUUAUUUCUUUCAGGUUGGUUCUUUUUCUGCCAAUUCCUGGAGAAUCGCGCCCUUUUUUGGCUCCCAAGAUUCUUCCCCCCUCCAUUUCUGCGUCUUUUCCACGCCACGGUGACGGCGACGAGCUUGCUUUUUUUUUUUUUUUCUUUUUUGGGGCCAAUUAGUGAUUCUUUGUCCGGCCUUGCGAUUGCUGGAGUUGUGUUGGGGAUCGAAACCGAGGUGAGCCGAUGAGCAAGAGGAGUUGCGGCGGCGGCGGCGCGCGGUUGCAAUGCGCGGCGGCGGAUUGGGGCGGCUGCUUCCUCGCGCUGCCACCGGCGGCGGCGGCGGCGGUGCCCUCAGGCGGUGACACCGAUGGCGGAUUCAACCUGGCGUGGACUCUCCACCAGUCGUUCCACCCUGCCUCCGGCCUCUUCGCCAGCGUCGGCGUCGGCUUCCCGGCGACCUCCUCGAGCUCGCCGUCGCCGCCGGACGCUCCCGGAGACCCGUAUGCCAAGUAUGUCUCGCCGGAGAUCGAGCACCAUGCUCUGCCCGGUCAAAGUGUGGAGGUGGAGCUAAUGGAGAAGGGGAAGAAGAACAAGAAGAAGACGAAUAAAGCAUUCAAGCUCAAGAUCAAGGUGGGCAAUCCCCACCUGAAGAGGCUGAUCAGCGGGGGGAUCGCCGGCGCGGUGUCGAGGACGGCCGUCGCGCCAUUGGAGACGAUCAGGACGCAUUUGAUGGUGGGGAGUAAUGGGAAUUCGACCGCGGAGGUGUUCCAGUCCAUCAUGAAGCAUGAAGGGUGGACUGGGUUGUUCCGCGGUAACUUUGUUAAUGUCAUUCGAGUCGCCCCGAGCAAAGCAAUUGAGCUCUUCGCUUUUGAUACAGCUAACAAGUUCUUGACCCCCAAAUCUGGGGAACAAAAGAAGGUCCCACUCCCUCCUUCACUAGUGGCUGGGGCAUUUGCUGGUGUCAGUUCAACCCUCUGUACUUACCCUCUGGAAUUAAUUAAGACACGAUUAACCAUACAGAGAGGUGUAUAUGAUAACUUUCUCCACGCUCUUGUCAAAAUUGUCCGUGAAGAAGGCCCUACUGAGCUGUACCGAGGUUUAACGCCAAGUUUAAUUGGAGUUGUGCCAUAUGCGGCGACCAACUACUUUGCUUACGACACCCUUAAGAAGGCCUACAAGAAGAUGUUCAAGACGAAUGAAAUCGGCAACGUUCCUACCCUGCUCAUUGGGUCGGCCGCAGGAGCUAUCUCAAGCACAGCUACUUUCCCCCUCGAGGUUGCACGCAAGCACAUGCAAGUUGGCGCAGUCGGUGGCAGGAAGGUCUACAAGAACAUGCUUCAUGCUCUCCUGAGCAUUCUGGAGGAUGAAGGGGUUGGAGGGCUUUACAGGGGUCUGGGGCCAAGUUGCAUGAAGUUGGUGCCAGCCGCCGGUAUUUCGUUUAUGUGCUAUGAGGCUUGCAAGAAGGUAUUGACAGAGGAAGAGGAUGACUGAAUAGUGUGUCCUUACACUCUUCAGAGCGCAGUUUUGCAACUUUUUUGACUGGAGGCAUCUUUUGGGCUUGAUUUGGAAUCAAAUCAUGCUGGAAUCGGAUGAAACUCGUGUAGUUUCUUAAGAAUUUUUACCCCAACUCUGUGCUGUCAGCUUGGCCUGAUAAAACCUGCCUCUUUCCCCAGUUUUGCUUCAGGAUAUCAUAUGCAGAGAACAUGUCCAAUAACUGAUUUCUGCUGAGUUUAUGAAGUGGUUGAAACGCAAAUGGGCAGUCAUAAUUCCCAGGUGGUGAAACAACUACGAGACUCUGUAAUCUGUGUGCAGCUUUGCAAGUGCAUGAAAGGUUCAUUUGAUCCA